AUAUAGAAAGGCUUUCUAGCCACAGCUAUAGAAUUAAGAAAGGGUUCGUUGAUAAUAUGAAGCUGUAUGAGCACAGAUAAUUGUUUUUAAUAUAUUGAUCUGAUGAAGGUUUUGAUUGAAAGGUUUCUAAGUGAUCAAUAAUAAAUCGUCAGGUAUUACCGUAAACCAAUUCAAGCUUUGCUCAUUUUAUGUUGCAGAGAAAAUUAAACCAGUUGUAUUACUUUUGAUUAAAUUGUUUGUAAAUUGAAACUCCUAGAUUUUUCAUUAAAAAAUUAAUAAUAGUUUAGAAAGGUAUUAUUGUAGCAUGUAAACUGCAUGGCAAGUCUAAGGGGCUGUUACAUGAGCCUGGUUAGUUUCAAGUCUUUGUCUAAAUCCAAACUUGUCAUCUGAAUUCUGUUUUGUUUUUUAUUUUGAAACAUUUGGUCAUCAUUUGGACUUUUGGCAUACCCUCAUAAUCAUUUAUACUCUGACUUGUUAAUAGGUUGAAGGAAUAUUUUAUAUCAAUAACCAGUUGGAAACUUUGAUGUUUGAUGAACUAAGACAUUGGUGUAAUUCUGCAGGUGUUGGAGGCUUUAUUCCAGGUGUCAAACAGAUUGCAAAUGUUGCAUCUCUUCCAGGAAUAGUUGGAAAAUCUGUGGGCUUGCCUGAUGUACAUUCAGGAUAUGGAUUUGCAAUUGGUAAUAUGGCAGCAUUUGAUAUGAAUGAUCCAAGUGCAGUUGUGUCUCCAGGUGGGGUUGGAUUUGAUAUAAACUGUGGGGUGAGGUUAAUUCGUACUAACCUGGAUGAAAAAGAUGUUUUACCAAGAAAAGAACAGCUUGCUCAGUCCUUAUUUGAUCACAUUCCUGUUGGUGUUGGUUCAAAAGGCAUCAUACCAAUGGCAGCAAAAGAUCUUGAAGAAGCGCUGGAGAUGGGAAUUGACUGGUCAUUACGCGAAGGUUAUGCCUGGGCUGAAGACAAGGAACAUUGUGAAGAAUAUGGCCGAAUGCUUCAAGCGGACUCCUCAAAAGUCAGUCCUCGAGCGAAAAAACGCGGUCUGCCACAGCUGGGAACUCUCGGCGCUGGAAACCAUUACGCUGAGAUUCAGGUCGUCGAUGAAAUCUUCGAUAAUUUUGCUGCUAAAAAAAUGGGCGUGGACCACAAAGGACAGGUGUGUGUGAUGAUACACAGCGGCAGUCGUGGUCUUGGUCAUCAGGUUGCAACAGACGCGUUAGUUUCAAUGGAGAAGGCAAUGAAACGAGACAAGAUUGACGUAAACGAUAGACAGCUUGCUUGUGCCACCAUCAGCUCACAGGAAGGUCAGGAUUAUUUGAAAGGAAUGGCUGCAGCUGCUAACUACGCCUGGGUGAACAGAUCUUCUAUGACUUUCUUAACUAGACAGGCAUUUGCGAAAGUGUUUGGAUCAACACCAGAUGACUUGGAUAUGCAAAUAAUUUAUGAUGUCUCACACAACAUUGCGAAAGUCGAAGAACACAUGAUCGAUAAUAAACAGAAAACACUGCUGGUUCAUCGUAAGGGAUCUACGCGAGCAUUCCCUCCUCAUCACCCACUUAUUCCUGUCGAUUAUCAGUUGACUGGACAACCAGUUCUAAUUGGCGGCACAAUGGGCACGUGCAGUUACGUGCUGACAGGAACGGAGAAAGGAAUGAAUGAGACAUUUGGAACGACCUGUCAUGGAGCUGGACGCGCUUUGUCUCGUGCGAAAUCUAGGCGUAAUCUCGACUAUCAAGAUGUGCUUGCUAAGUUAGCGGAAAAAGGGAUAUCCAUCAGAGUCGCUUCACCUAAGUUGGUUAUGGAGGAGGCUCCAGAAUCGUACAAGAAUGUCACCGACGUCGUUGAUACGUGCCAUGCCGCUGGGAUAAGCAAGAAAGCAAUCAAAUUAAGACCUGUUGCUGUUAUCAAAGGAUAGUGUCGAAACAUGUUGCUAUGGAAACAAGUACGUGUGCGUUGUUGUGGAGCAUAGUAUAUAAGUAUGCAUGGUUGGAUGACUUCACCCCCAGAUUUAAUAUUUCGAAUGGACUUCACUGAAAACCUUUGCGAAUCGUCUCUUCUGAAGCAGUUAAAAAACCUCAAAGUUAGCACUGGAUAAAUAUUAGAAAAUAAUUUGAGAGAACGCGUUAAGACGAUUAUUAAAAGGGCCGGAGCUGAAGGGAAAAUAAAAAAUUGAGAAGAACGCACUAACAGCCAAAGAGAACGAUAAUUUCGUCUACAGAUUCUUCGGAUUAACGCGAAAUAUAAUUUAAUACCAAAAUUUAAAUCAAUUACCACCGCCACCAGGGUGUUUUAAUACGGAAACUUGGAUAUGUAUUUAUAAUCGACAAAUAAAAGUAAAUUUACAGUUCA
Messenger RNA from Dendronephthya gigantea, 2340 nucleotides. Its product is annotated as tRNA-splicing ligase RtcB homolog. The transcript has 20 exons. The record is from RefSeq and is a predicted model, not a curated record. The coding region runs from base 524 to 1906 and encodes 460 amino acids. Gene Ontology annotation, biological process: tRNA splicing, via endonucleolytic cleavage and ligation. Lineage: Eukaryota; Metazoa; Cnidaria; Anthozoa; Malacalcyonacea; Nephtheidae. Gene Ontology annotation, cellular component: tRNA-splicing ligase complex; nucleus. Gene Ontology annotation, molecular function: RNA ligase (ATP) activity.